Molecule: messenger RNA, 2501 nt
Organism: Phalaenopsis equestris
Lineage: Eukaryota; Viridiplantae; Streptophyta; Magnoliopsida; Asparagales; Orchidaceae
Exons: 14
Coding region: 292-1704 (470 amino acids)
Molecular function (GO): protein binding
Source: RefSeq, a predicted model, not a curated record
UAAUCAGUAAUCGAACGGCCUACUUCCCCACUGUCGUCAAUCCAAGCGCUACACGUACGCACCGCCGACCGGAGCCGCGGUACUACUCGCCCAUACAACAGACAACUAUGAACUCGUCACAACUCACAAGGCAGAAAUCGUCGUCGUGUCACUUUCGCAACACUGCCAUCAGCCAGCUGACCUGCAUCGGCCAUAUCACUCUCAGCACCACCGCAAGCCCAAGCCGGCGAUUUUUCCGGCAGUGCGUCAUCACUGUCCUUGAAUAGAAACAGCUGACGGCGGUCAUCGGAGAUGGAAGGCGAGAAGAUGACGCGAAUGGACCGUUGGGGUUAUCCGUUACGAACGAGCUCCGACGCUUGCGUGGCUGCGAUUGAUGCUUACUAUGGUGAAGUGCUGUGUUACGGCCGGAACCGCGCCGUCAUCCUGGAGGCCCCUGCCAAAGAUCCCGCCUGCUUGCUCGGCAAUGCCCUCGCGGCUCACUUUCUUAGUUCCAAGGAUCCAUCCAAGGCUUCAUCCCUACUCGCUUCAGCCACCGCCGCCCUUGAGAAUGCUACUUCCUACGAGAAGGCUGUUUAUGAAUCAAUCAUUCCGUUGGUUGGAGAUAGGAGGGACGAGGAGGCGGCGUUGCGUCGGCACGUUGAGUUUGUAAAAGAAUUUCCUAAUGAUUUGGCCUCUCUAAAGAGAGCUCAGAUUUUAUGUUUCUACAUGGGCCGGCCACAUCUUUCUCUAAGUCUCGUGGAACAGGCACUUCCACAUAAUCAAGACAAGAGUUUCAUUUAUGGUAUGCUAGCUUUUCCUUUACUGGAGCUUGGAAGGAUGGCUGAAGCUAAGUCUGCUGCAAGGAGAGGAUGGGAGAUCAACAAAUUUGACAUCUGGUCACAGCAUUGUCUAUGCCAUGUCUUACAGCAUGAUUGCCACUUCAACGAAGCAGUGAAUUUCAUGGAAUCUUGUUCUUCCACAUGGGGUUCUUGUUCAUCUUUUAUGUACUCUCAUAACUGGUGGCAUGUCGCUGUUUGUUAUUUGGAAGGUAAUGCUCCCUUCGGCAAAGUUUUAGAAGUGUAUGAUCAACAAAUCUGGAAAGAGCUGCAAAAAAGUGAUUCAGAUCAAGCAGAUGUGUUCCUAAAUGCUUUAGGCUUACUGCUACUGUUCGAUGUUCGAUGCCAGCUAGAUGCUGUUGAAGAUAGACUAUUAUUAGCAGCUAAAAUACUAAAGGACAAGUCUCUGUGGCAUGUAGAAUGGUUGCUUGACAUACUAUCUCUGUGGGCUUUAGCUCGUGCAAAAGAAUCACUUAAAGCUGAAGAACUACUAAGCUCCAUCAAAUCAAGGAAUUUAAUUUUGAACAAGAAAAAGCAACAAGAAAUGCAGAGAGCAACACUGCUUGCAGAAGCCACUUAUGAGUAUGGCAGAGGAAAUGAUGACAAAGUAAUUGAUAUACUUGGUCCAGAUUUUGAUGCAAUGGAUUAUAAAAUGAUUGGUGCUUCUGAUGAACAACUUGAUGUCUUCAACGCAAUUUGGUACAAUGCUCUGCUAAACGCAGGGCAUGCCUCAAAAGCUAUAGAUCUAAUUGAGAAACAGCUUAAGAAAAGAGAAGGGUGCGCUUUCUUGUGGCGCUUGUUGGAGAAGGCAUAUAAUAUUGGUGGGGGAGGAGACGCUGGUGUGGCGUCUGAGAAAGCAAGGGCUCUGGAAAUAUCUUAUUUCAAUUGAAUUGUGUAAAAUAGGGCCUUCAAAUCAUUUAAAAGAACUCUAUGAUUGAGGGGAUCAAUAUGUCAUUUGAUUUGGUGGUCGGGAACUAUAGAGGCUAUAAAUAGACUCUUUCUUCACUUGAGGGAUGAGGAGAAUACAAGGAAUUACAGAGUUUGUUAUGUAAUGAAGAUACAGUGAUAACUUCCCAACGACAUAGCCGUCGACAAUUAUCGACCAUCCCCUCGCCCACCGUCAACCACCGUCGAUCAUUCUUGCUCGCUGCCUUUGGCUAUCUUUGCUUGUUUACUAUGUAUUCUAAAUACGUCCAUAAAGCACAACGUCGUAAUUGAAGAUCUGACGACAAUUUGUAGCCUUUGUGGUCGCAGAUUACGAUUGACCACCGCUUGUUGGUCGUCGUCAACCAUUGUUAGAUGGUCAUGCUCGCCGUUCUUGGCAGCCCUUGCUAACGAUGUAUACCAAAUACAGGUGUAACAUGCAACGCAGUAUUGAAGACGCUGUAAUAACUUCCGACCUCCAUAAUUUCAGACAACCGUCGACCAUCACUCAUCAACCACCACCAACCACUGCUCGUCUGCUGUCAUCACCCAUUGUCGACCGCUCCUGCUUGCCUCCGUCAGCAACCUCUACUUCCUAACGUCAUAUUUGAAAUAUGGCUAUAACACAUAACACUAUAUUGAAGAAUGACUAUGAUAUAUAACGACAACUACUUACGAUCGUCAUAUUUAGAAUAUGACGAUUUUUUCUGGACUUCUAAAGUUUUUUAUAUAUUAAAGUGUUGUAUCUGAUGUAAAUUAUAG